Messenger RNA from Engraulis encrasicolus (European anchovy), 3547 nucleotides. It is a transcript of the gene sec23ip, whose product is annotated as SEC23 interacting protein. The record is from RefSeq and is a predicted model, not a curated record. The coding region runs from base 86 to 3106 and encodes 1006 amino acids. Gene Ontology annotation, molecular function: protein binding; metal ion binding; glycerophospholipase activity. Gene Ontology annotation, cellular component: COPII-coated ER to Golgi transport vesicle; cytoplasm. The transcript has 18 exons. NCBI's taxonomy places the organism in Eukaryota, Metazoa, Chordata, Actinopteri, Clupeiformes, Engraulidae.
AAUGACGAACACCGAGCCCAGAUCCGGGUUGAGCGAAGAUUCUUGUCCAGCUGGAGGAUAAGCUACGUGUAAUUUCUACGCGAAAAUGGCUGAUAGGAGGGGUAGUAACGUUCCCAAUUCAAACGCAAAUUUACUGUUCUCUGCCGCUCCUGAGUUCAAUUUUAACCUGCCUUUCAUACCUGUCAGCCAAGCAAGCGGCCCCGCGGUGUUAUCGGGAGAUGACUCUGGCGAUGUGGGCGAAGAGGACAGCUUCCUGGGCCAGACCUCCAGCACGGCCCCGCAGCCCUCCACCUUCAGCUACUUCUCUGGCUCCACCACUGGCAGCAGUAGCAGUGACCCCUUCGCCUCCAUUGGGCAUCACCCAGCCCCUGCCCCAUCCCCAGUCCCCCCCUCCUCCUCUUCCUCGGUGGCCCCCAUGACCUCCGGUCCCUCGCCCAUCCCCCACGCUGCAGCCGCUACGUUAGCCACAGCCCCCGCGAUGCCACACGCCAGCCCUGCCGCCCCGCAGUUCAGCAACGCCCCCUACCACAGCAGCGCCCCCAUGGGGCAGUUUACGCCCACGUCCCCCCCUACCUCAGGCACUCCUCCGCCCCCGACUGCCUUGCAGCAGUCCUACAACCCCUACCGCCACACGCCGCUCAGCAGCAGGGCCAACCCCUACAUCGCCGCCCCAGAGGUCCAGCCGCAGCAGCUGCCGUCCCCCCCACAGCCGGGCAUCAACCCCUACUCACAGGCACCGCCAGCCCACACAUUCCAGACGGGACCCUCUGCUUUCCAGGCAGGAUCCUCGGCUUUUGCUCGGCCCCCUCCGCCUCCCUCACAGUCUCCGAUGCCGCCCCCAGUGUCGGCCCCCGGCAUGGCCGGGCCCCUGGUCCCUGCCAACCCCAUGAUGCAGUAUAACUACAACGUGUAUGAGGCCGUGCAGCACCACUGGUUCUACUGCAAGCAGGUGGAGGCCAAGAAGGUCUGGCUGCCCUUCAGCCUCCUGGACUCCUUACGCCUGGAAGAGAUCUUCAACUCGGUCCAGCCGGACCCGGAGAGUGUGAUCGUGUGCACGGACGGGGGCCGCUAUGACGUGCAGCUGUACGACCGCAUGCGGACCGCCGUGUACUGGGAGGAGGAGCCCACAGAGGUGCGCAGGUGCAGCUGGUUCUACAAGGGCGACACGGACAGUCGCUUCAUCCCCUACUCGGAGGACUUCAGCGAAAAACUGGAGGCUGAAUACAAGAAAGCAGUGUCUACUAACCAGUGGCAUCGGAGACUAGAAUUUCCAUCUGGAGAAACAAUCGUCAUGCAUAAUCCAAAGGUCAUAGUCCAGUUCCAGCCGUCUGCCAUGCCUGACGAAUGGGGCACCACGCAGGACGGCCAGACGCGACCCAGAGUGGUCAAGAGGGGCGUCGAUGACGACCAUGAUGAAGUCCCUGAUGGUGAGAUGCCCCCGGUGGACCAUCUAGUGUUCAUGGUGCAUGGCAUCGGGCCGGUGUGCGACCUGAGGUUCCGCAGCAUGGUGGAGUGUGUGGAUGACUUCCGCACGGUGUCCCUGAAACUGCUGCAGAGUCACUUUAAGAAGGCUCAGGACGACCGCGCCAUCAGCAGAGUGGAGUUCCUUCCUGUUCAGUGGCACACUGCACUGCACGGGGACGCCACUGGAGUGGACAGGCGGAUAAAGAAGAUCACAUUGCCCAGCACGGGUCGUUUACGCCAUUUUACUAACGAGACGCUUCUAGACGUCCUGUUCUACAACAGCCCCACUUACUGCCAGACCAUCGUCGACACGGUUGCCAAGGAGAUCAAUCGCAUCUACGCUCUCUUCAUGGAGAGGAAUCCCGACUUUAAAGGCGGCAUCUCCGUCGCUGGACACAGUUUAGGUUCUCUUAUUCUUUUUGACCUGCUGUCCAAUCAGAAGACGGACUCUCCUAUUGGCACCCCGGCAACCAAUGGGACCGCUUCCUCUGAGAGUAAACAGGCUUGCACGCCAGUCUCUGAGGAGAACAGCGUUGCAAGUACACCAGUGGCGGAGGAGGAGCCUAAAGAAGACGGGGAGGAGUUCGAAAACCUGACGGCUGUCCUGGAGCACCUGGCUCUGUCAGAGUACCAGAGUACAUUUGAACAGGAGAAAAUCGAUGUGGAAUCAUUUCUCAUGUGCACAGUUGAAGAUUUGAAGGAGAUGGGUAUUCCCCUGGGGCCACGCAAGAAGUUCUCCAAGUUUGUAAAAGAGAGGGCAAGCAAGCAGGCAGCAAAAGAAGCAGCAAAGGCAGCAGCUAAGGAAGUGUUGAAAGAAGCUCCCCCACCACAGAACACGGAGCCUGCUCCAGCCCCAGUCCCCAGCAAACCGCCCGUAGGGAGAACCGUCUCCUCCAUCCAUGUGGAUUACAACUACUUUGAGAUCGGUACUGGACAGGUGUCUGUGAUCUACCACACACUGGAUUUUGAGCCUUCAAACUUCUUUGCCCUGGGCUCCCCUAUCGGUAUGUUCCUGACAGUGCGAGGUCUGGAGAGCAUUGAGGAGACGUAUCAGCUGCCCACCUGUAAAGGAUUCUUCAACAUUUACCAUCCGCUGGACCCAGUAGCAUACAGAAUAGAGCCCAUGAUCCGACCAGACCUGGACCUGAAGCCUGUCUUGAUCCCCCACCAUAAGGGCCGAAAGAGACUUCACUUGGAGCUGAAGGAGAGCCUGUCUCGGAUGGGCUCGGACCUGAAGCACAGUGUCAUCAGCUCACUGCGGAGCGCCUGGCAGACGCUCAACGACUUUGCGCGGGCUCACACCUCCAACACCAUGCUGCAGGCCGAGCUGGCCAUCGUGGCCAAUCAGAUUCAGGAGGAGGAGGAGAAGCAGCUGGACACGGACACGGACGACGGAGAAGUUUGCAGUAAGCUGGUGGACAGUCCAGAACAGAGAGAGGAGCUGUCUGUGAAGAUUGGAAUGCUGAACGGAGGAAACCGCAUCGAUUACGUCCUGCAGGAGAAGCCCAUCGAGAGCUUCAAUGAGUACCUCUUUGCCCUUCAGAGUCAUCUCUGCUACUGGGAGUCGGAAGACACAGCGCUGCUAAUCCUGAAGGAGAUCUACAAUACUAUGGGCAUUCAUCCUGAGCUGCCCAUUCAUUGAUGAAGUGCAAUAUGUGAAAACCACACAGACCUUUUCUUUUGAAACAUCGACAACGGCAGUAGCUCUUCUCCUCAGUCAUUAUUACCUGUCAAUGUAUUUGGUGGACUCAUUAUACAGGAAAGUGUCUUUGUUGUUUUAGUUUUCUUUUUCUUUUUGUACUUUAGUCUGGUUUAAAAAAAAACAGAUACUCGUGUAUUAUGCCAUAUGUCUUAAAUUAAGAGAAGAAACUAAUUAGUGGAUUUCAAGGCCACGUUUUAAAUAAAAUACAUUUUAUAGUGUAAAUCCAAUACAGUUGAAGAAAAAGAAAUCAGUCUAUUACAGUAUGAAAGAACCAAGCUACAAUUAUUGUAAAACACCCAAAGGUCUUGCAGAGAAUUACAUUAUUACAUUAUUAACAAGUCAUAUAAAAUAAAAACGUAUCAAAUGCAUUCAAUGAAUAUA